AUGGAGGAACUUAGUCUUUGGAAAAGUGAAUGUACACCUCCAUUGCAGAGGACUAAUACCGGUGGUGGUGGUGGUGGCUCUUCUGGAAGUGUCACCAGUUCGACUGCGUCAAGGUCCAAACGGUUCUUCUGCGAUUAUGACGGGUGUGAUAAGGCAUUUAGUAGACCAGUACUAUUAACAGAUCAUCAACAAUCUGUCCAUUUGAGAAUCAAGCCUUUUAAAUGUGAUCAAUGCGAUUCUGCUUUCUCCAAGAAAAGUCAUCUUGAAAGACAUCUAUUCUCACAUUCUUCUGAAAAACCAUUUACCUGUGCUGUUUGUAAUAAAGGUUUGACGACUAGACAGCAAUUGAAAAGACAUGAAAUCACUCACACGAAAUCGUUUGUUUGUCCUCAUGAUGGCUGUUCAGAGUCCUUCUAUAAACACCCUCAGCUGAGAUCUCAUAUCCUAGCUGUGCAUUUGCAGAAAUUAAGAUGUCAGCAUUGUUCCAAGGAUUUCCAGCGUCCUUAUAGAUUGAGAUUACAUAUUGCCAAACACCAUAAUCCAGACGUCGAAAACCCUUAUCAAUGUACUUUCGGAGGUUGUUCAUUGAGUUUUAAGACGUGGACAGCGCUACAGACUCAUACCAAAAAUGAUCAUCCAAAGUUGAAAUGUGCUAUUUGCGAUAAACCGUGUGUGGGUGAAGCAGGUCUACAGAUGCAUAUGGAAGUGCAUAAUGAAUUCUUAGUGGCUAAAAAUUGGAAAUGUUCCAAAUGUGACCCACCAAUUUCAUUUGUGAAGAAAAACGAGUUAAUUACUCAUUAUCUUGAGAUCCAUAAAGAAGAACUGCCUCCAGGCCUGGUGGAAAGUGCUAGUGAGCCUACUUCAAAAGUGGCAGAGUCGCCAGCAAAUGAGAUUCUAACAAGGGCAAAAAGGAGGAAAUUGAAUAAUGCAAGUGCAGUACUUAAUGAAGAGAAAUUAGAGGAAUAUUUGGAAUCAGGAAAUUCUGGAUUAUCUCUUUUGCUGAAUACCGUAGGAAGAAGAUUAAAAUGUAAAUAUCUUGGGUGUAGUAGAACUUUUAAGACUGAAGAAAGGUACGAUAAGCAUAUCCAUAGGCAUAAAAUACAUGAAUUGAAAUUAAAAAUUGCAAUAACGAAAGAAGAUACAGACAAGGAAUAA
Messenger RNA from Vanderwaltozyma polyspora DSM 70294, 1155 nucleotides. It is a transcript of the gene PZF1, whose product is annotated as Pzf1p. Gene Ontology annotation, biological process: regulation of transcription by RNA polymerase II. The transcript has a single exon. The record is from RefSeq and is a predicted model, not a curated record. Gene Ontology annotation, cellular component: nucleus. NCBI's taxonomy places the organism in Eukaryota, Fungi, Ascomycota, Saccharomycetes, Saccharomycetales, Saccharomycetaceae. The coding region runs from base 1 to 1155 and encodes 384 amino acids.